AUGGAGGGGCCGGUGUUAACGCUGGGGCUGCUGGCUGCCCUGGUCGUGUGUGGCAGCUGGGGCCUGAACGAGGAGGAGCGGCUGAUUCGGCACCUGUUUGAAGAGAAGGGCUACAGCAAGGAGCUCCGGCCUGUGGCUCACAAAGAUGAGAGUGUGGAGGUCUCGCUGGCCCUCACACUCUCCAAUCUCAUCUCUCUGAAAGAAGUUGAGGAGACCCUCACCACUAACGUGUGGAUUGAGCACGGCUGGACGGACCCCCGGCUGCAGUGGGAUGCUGAAGAAUUUGGAAAUAUCAGUGUCCUGCGCCUGCCCCCUGACAUGCUGUGGCUCCCGGAGAUUGUGCUGGAGAACAACAACGACGGCUCCUUCCAGAUUUCCUACGCCUGCAACGUGCUCGUCUACCCUUCGGGCUACGUGUACUGGCUGCCGCCCGCCAUCUUCCGCUCCUCUUGCCCCAUCUCCGUCACCUACUUCCCCUUCGACUGGCAGAACUGCUCCCUCAAGUUCAGUUCACUCAAGUACACGGCCAAGGAGAUCACCCUGAGUCUGAAGCAGGAGGAGAAAGAGGGCCGCUCCUAUCCUGUGGAGUGGAUCAUCAUCGACCCUGCGGGUUUCACAGAGAACGGGGAGUGGGAGAUAGUGCACCGGCCAGCCAGGAUCAACGUGGACCCCAGUGUCCCGCUGGACAGUCCCGGCCACCAGGACGUCACCUUCUACCUCAUCAUCCGCCGCAAGCCCCUCUUCUACAUCAUCAACAUCCUGGUGCCCUGCGUGCUCAUCUCCUUCAUGAUCAACCUGGUCUUCUACCUGCCGGCUGACAGUGGCGAGAAGACGUCGAUGGCCAUCUCGGUGCUCCUGGCCCAGUCGGUCUUCCUGCUGCUCAUCUCCAAGCGGCUGCCCGCCACAUCCAUGGCCAUCCCCCUCAUCGGCAAGUUCCUGCUCUUCGGCAUGGUGCUGGUGACCAUGGUCGUGGUGAUCUGUGUCAUCGUGCUCAACAUCCACUUUCGCACACCCAGCACCCACGUGCUGUCUGAGGGGGUCAAGAAGCUCUUCCUGGAGACCCUGCCCAAACUCCUACACAUGUCCCGCCCAGCAGAGGAUGGGCCCAGCCCGGGGGCUCUCGUCCGGAGAAGCAGUUCCCUGGGCUACAUCUCCAAGGCCGAGGAGUACUUCCUGCUCAAGUCCCGAAGUGACCUCAUGUUUGAGAAGCAGUCGGAGCGGCACGGGCUGGCCCGGCGCCUCACCAGCGCACGCCAGCCCCCAGCAGGCUCUGAGCAAGCCCAGCAGGAGCUCUUCAGUCAGCUGAAGCCAGCCGUGGAUGGGGCCAACUUCAUCGUCAACCACAUGAGGGACCAGAACAAUUACAAUGAGGAAAAGGACUGCUGGAACCGAGUGGCCCGCACAGUGGACCGACUCUGCCUGUUUGUGGUGACGCCCAUCAUGGUGGUGGGCACGGCCUGGAUCUUCCUGCAGGGCGCCUACAACCAGCCCCCACCUCAGCCCUUCCCCGGGGACCCCUUCUCCUACCAUGAGAAAGAUAAGCGCUUCGCCUAG
This is a messenger RNA of Panthera uncia (snow leopard), 1554 nucleotides long. It is a transcript of the gene CHRND, whose product is annotated as cholinergic receptor nicotinic delta subunit. Lineage: Eukaryota; Metazoa; Chordata; Mammalia; Carnivora; Felidae. Gene Ontology annotation, molecular function: transmembrane signaling receptor activity; acetylcholine-gated monoatomic cation-selective channel activity. The coding region runs from base 1 to 1554 and encodes 517 amino acids. The transcript is spliced from 12 exons. The record is from RefSeq and is a predicted model, not a curated record. Gene Ontology annotation, biological process: chemical synaptic transmission; monoatomic ion transmembrane transport; regulation of membrane potential. Gene Ontology annotation, cellular component: neuron projection; synapse; postsynaptic membrane.